UAAAAAUCGUGUGUCGUUUGCAUCUUUAUUCUUCAUAUUUGAUUGUGGUUUAUUUGAUGUGCUGCUGAUUUUGUGUGCUUGGUUAAUCAAUUGUGGUAAAUUGGGUCAAGUGUUUGGUUGGUUGUCUUGAAGUUGAUCCUUGUAGGUGUCGUAUCCUACUUGUUGCUUCUCCCCCAACACUUCAUUCUUUGUGCCAUACUCAAGAACAUGCUUGAAUAUUCUUACUUCUUCUCACCAAGUAAGUGCUCCAGUCCUCCUAGUCUUUUAUUUUUCAUCUUCCCUUUUUUGACCGGCAAUCAUAAUGUCUUCUGAUAGCCAAAACAUCUCUGGCCAAUCCUAUGGAUCUGGCUCUCAGCCCUCUUCCUCUUCCCACUCUGAAUCUUCCUCUCCCCCUGUCACUCCUUUGAUUCGCCGCCCCUCUCACCAGUCUAGCUCCCAGGCCCGGGAAAGAGUUGCCCAGGAGCCUGUUCCUUUAAACCAACUGCCCGGUCGAUUCAAUCCCAAGGUCCUCAGCUGGGAGCAAUGGGAAGAACGACUGGGAUCUUUGGGCUUCCUAGCCCUUGAUGUUAGACCGGUAUUCAAAGAGUCCUCUAGGGUUACCAAAAAGGUCCUGGCCGAGGCCGGGGUCAUUUCAGAGGAGAUUGGCCAAACAUUAAAGGAGAAAGACCAGGUCUCCCAACUCACCCUCCUCCUUGAUUCUGCUAAGUUAGAGAUCAAUGACCGGGCAGAAAGGGAGAGGAGACUUGAGGAAGAGUUGAAGGAAGAAAGGGCCCGGUUUGCUCUUCUGGAGGAGGAAAAGAAGAGAAAGAUCGCCGAGCUCGAGGAUGCGCUGGGCCAGGCUGAAGAAUCUGCCCGGGCAAAGGAGGAGGCCUUUCCUUCUGAAGCUGCUGACUGGGCUGCGCGCCAUCACACGGAGGUUGCCCGGUCCCUUCUCACUGCCCCGGAGGAAACCAUGGACUUUUUCAAAGUCAUGUAUCAAGAGCCGGAGGGGAAGAGGAUGAUAACGGAGAUAGGGUCUUAUGGAUUGCAGUGUGGUCAGAAAGAUGAGAGGUCUCUUCUUUAUGCCAGACUUCUGAAGAGGGAUCCUUCUUUUGACCCGACCAAAAUGAAGCUUCCAGCCCUCUACGAAGAAGAGCCGGCUCCCCCCUUUCCCCUAGAAUAGGCGAGUCCUGAAUUUUGAGCAAAUAGUGAGAGGUCGAGCAAGAAUCGGAACACAUUAGCAAAGGCAAUAAUAUGGUGUCCGUUGUUCUGUGACCGAGCACAUGAAGAAGAUGGAGAAGCUCAUUAUAAAGCAACAGAGCAUCCGGAUCUGGGUCCAAUU
Cuscuta campestris is the source of this 1321-nucleotide messenger RNA. NCBI's taxonomy places the organism in Eukaryota, Viridiplantae, Streptophyta, Magnoliopsida, Solanales, Convolvulaceae. The record is from the annotation of a GenBank genome assembly.